Molecule: messenger RNA, 1069 nt
Organism: Rattus norvegicus (Norway rat)
Lineage: Eukaryota; Metazoa; Chordata; Mammalia; Rodentia; Muridae
Gene: Agr3
Product: anterior gradient 3, protein disulphide isomerase family member
Exons: 8
Coding region: 134-631 (165 amino acids)
Cellular component (GO): endoplasmic reticulum
Source: RefSeq, marked provisional
GCCAUGCAGGUGAAGUUGUAGGUCAGGUGUGUGUCUAUAAAUCCACACCCCUUUGUAACGAGUGACACUCAAAGUACAUUUCUAACAAGAUCGCUGGGCCGCUCAGCUGCCUCUGAGUGACUCUCUAGAAGACAUGCUACACUCGGCUCUGGCCCUCUGCCUUUUGCUGAUCACAGUUUCUUCCAACCUUGCCAUUGCUAUCAAGAAGGAAAAGAGACCUCCUCAGACACUCUCAAGAGGGUGGGGAGAUGACAUCACCUGGGUGCAAACUUACGAAGAAGGUCUCUUUCAUGCUCACAAAAGUAACAAGCCGCUGAUGGUUAUUCACCACCUGGAGGACUGUCAGUAUUGUCAAGCACUAAAAAAGGAAUUUGCCAAAAAUGAAGAAAUACAAGAAAUGGCCCAAAAUGACUUCAUCAUGCUGAAUCUCAUGCAUGAGACCACGGACAAGAACUUGUCCCCUGAUGGGCAGUACGUGCCAAGGAUCAUGUUUGUUGACCCUUCUUUGACUGUCAGGGCUGAUAUAACUGGAAGAUACUCUAACAGACUAUACACAUAUGAACCCCAGGACUUACCCAUGCUGAUAGACAACAUGAAGAAAGCACUAAGACUUAUCCAAUCAGAGCUGUAAGGAAUGAUGGAAAGAUGCUUCCCCUCUAAACGGUCAAACGUGUGACACAAGCAUCUGGCUCACUAACAAACACCAAUGUGCAAGUUCCUGGAUUUCAUAACACCACUACUUAACUUUGUGAAAUGUCUGCGAUGGUUUAUGAAGGCAAAAUCAUAUUUUAAUAAAUGUUAAGCUUACAGUGAUGCUGUCGUUUGAUAUUUACCUGUACCUAUAGCAAAGAGAGUUUUCAUGAGCUCACAGUUGCUAUGCUUUGCAUGUGCAAUGUCUCCCCUGCCUCAUGUCUUGAUGGCUUGCUUCUCAGAUAGUAAAGAACUUCUGGUAACUUUAGAAGGUGGCAUCUAGCUAGAGGUCAUAGGUCAUGAUAAGUAGCUCAUUGAGGAUAUCUCAUCCCUGACACAUUAUCUUGCUCUCUAUUUCCUAUUGACCAAGAAGAGGAAC